Stegastes partitus (bicolor damselfish) is the source of this 1600-nucleotide messenger RNA. RefSeq names its product rab GTPase-activating protein 1-like, isoform 10. Bases 237 to 1316 code for a protein of 359 amino acids. The record is from RefSeq and is a predicted model, not a curated record. Lineage: Eukaryota; Metazoa; Chordata; Actinopteri; Pomacentridae. The transcript is spliced from 8 exons.
ACUUCAGCCUGUUGUUUCCUUUUUAACGCUCACAUGCCAGACUGACCUCUCGUCGUCGUCGUCGCUGCGAGGUAAAAAUAAGGGCAUCUUUCUGGAUCAUUCUGCAUCUCUGAGUCACUCGAGAGGCUUUGUUGUCGUCCAGGCCCGACGGUGUGCUCAACACUCCGGCUGGAUUUUUGGAGUCGGAGGCUUUAGAUUCUGCGACUGGAAGCGGCUGCAUAUAAAUCUGGGCAACAAUGAUGGAGGAGAUGUCCAUGGCGAUGGCCUAUGACGCCAAUGCUUUUGACCAGAUGAGCGAGGAGGAGAUCCUCGCCUGUCUGGUUUCUGAAACGGAACCUAAAAACACAGUACCAACAAAGAAAGCUAAACUGAAGGAAUGCCGGCUUCAGAUAAUGGAAGACGUAGAAGAUCCUUUGGACAAAUACCUGAAGGAAAACCGGCGGCUUCAGCAGACCAGCCACCGUCUGGAGCAGGAAAAUGACAACUUGGCCCACAGACUGAUCAGCAGCAAGGUCGCCCUGAGGAACGCUCUGGACAAGGCGGAGGAUAGAGUGGAUGAACUAACAAAAGAUCUGCUGCAGACCAGACAUCGACUGCAGGCCACAGAAGAGGAGAAGAAAGGGAAAGAGGAGGAAACUGUGAUGCUGAAGGAAGUGUUUCGGAGAGAGCUGGAGAAGGCUGAGCAAGAGGUCAAAAGGUCGUCUGGUAUCAUUGCAGACUACAAGCAGAUCUGCUCUCAGCUGACAAACCGUCUGGAGAAGCAGCAGGCCGCCCACAGAGAGGAGUUAGAUUCGCUCAAGAGUGUAAUGAGGGCUUGCUCCUGCUGUCAACACGUUGUCGAGUCAGAUGAGUCGUCCGAUGCAGGUCAGAGCUCUGCAGCAGCGGGGCAGACAGAAGGCCGAGGGAUGACUAAACAAGGCAGCGAGGAGAGCGAUGCAGGUCCUAGGAAGGAGGAGGAGGAGGAGGAGGAGGAGCAGAGGAUUGAGGACCGAGAAAAGGAGUCCCUCAGGACUCAGAUCAGGGAGCUGGAGCAGGAGUUGGUUCAGACCAAACUCCAGAUGGUGGAAGCCAAGUGCAAGAUCCAGGAGCUGGAGCACCAGAAGGGAAUCCUGUCCAACGACCUCCAGGAAUCAAAGAACAACUGGAUCAGUAAGGCCUUCACCUCCCUGCGGACCUCCAGCGGUGGGCUUCACGGUAUUAGCAUACCCAAAGACGGGGCUGCUUCAGGGGGUUGGAGCCUCCACGGCGCCUCCCUCUCUGGAUGGAGCGCCAAGAAGCUGUCGUGGCCUCACAGAGACAAUCGAGAAAAAGUCUGACAGCUCGGACUGUGAGUGCGCACAUAAAACUGGACACUAUUGAAGUGGGAGCUGAACUUGAGCCACAUUGUUAUGUACAGACUGGAUUUAAUCAUGCAGUUUCUCAAUGUGGACACUAGAUGGCAGCACAGAGAACGAAACUAGCAGAGGAGAGUACCUGAGAGCACAAACAGGUGAUGUCAAACAGGGACUUUCAAGCCUGUUUACCAAAUACACAACCACUGUAUUUACUGCUGUAUUAUUUUGUAUAGUUGUGAACCUAAUCCAUGUGCGACGUGAGUCCC